AUGGCUGAUAGAUAUUCGUUUUCUUUAACGACCUUUUCACCAAGCGGCAAAUUAGGUCAGAUUGACUACGCUCUUGCUGCGGUCAAGCAGGGUGUGACAUCGCUAGGGAUCAAGGCAACCAAUGGUGUGGUGAUAGCGACGGAGAAAAAGGCGAACACGACGUUGACGAUAAAAGACACGCUGGACAAGGUGUCGCAGAUAACGCCGGACAUUGGGGCGGUAUACUCUGGGAUGGGGCCAGACUUCCGCGUGUUGAUCAACAAGUCGCGGAAGACCGCAUACGGCAGUUACCGCAAGGCGUACGGAGAGUACCCGCCCACGAAGAUCCUGGUGUCGCAGAUCGCGAAGAUUAUGCAGGAGGCGACGCAGUCGGGAGGUGUGCGUCCAUUCGGUGUUUCGCUGCUGGUGGCGGGCUAUGACGAACACAAUGGGUUUGGCUUGUACCAAGUGGACCCAUCGGGCUCGUACUUCCCGUGGAAGGCUACUGCCAUUGGUAAAGGUGCGACUGCGGCAAAGACAUUUUUGGAGAAGAGGUGGAACGACGAGCUGGAGCUGGAAGACGCGAUCCACAUCGCCUUGCUGACAUUGAAAGAGUCUGUAGAAGGCGAAUUCAAUGGCGAGACCAUUGAAUUAGCCGUAGUGGGUGAGGAGAACGACGACAUGCUCGGCUACAAGGGCGAUGCCUCUGCCAAAGGGCCCCGGUUCAGGAAGUUCACUGCACAGGAGAUUAACGAUAGGUUGGACGCAUUGUAG
This is a messenger RNA of Eremothecium gossypii ATCC 10895, 753 nucleotides long. RefSeq names its product proteasome core particle subunit alpha 2 (gene PRE8). Gene Ontology annotation, cellular component: proteasome core complex; proteasome core complex, alpha-subunit complex. The record is from RefSeq and is marked provisional. Gene Ontology annotation, biological process: ubiquitin-dependent protein catabolic process. The transcript is spliced from 2 exons. Bases 1 to 753 code for a protein of 250 amino acids. Lineage: Eukaryota; Fungi; Ascomycota; Saccharomycetes; Saccharomycetales; Saccharomycetaceae.